GUUGCAAACAAAAAUUUAAAACAGAAACAUGAGAAAGUUUUCAAAGAUACAGAAACGUUUUUUGUUAAUAUUUAUUUUGAUUAUAAUUUUUAUUGCUAUCUACGAAAUUCGAGAUUUAAAAAGUUGUAACUCAUUAAUGCUAAAAGAAAAAAUAAAAACACCGUCCGGUGUAGAAAUACCAAAAUAUGUCGAAAGUUCACAUUUUAUAUCUUUCGGAAACUUAUCCAAAGAAUGUGAAUAUAACAAUAAAAACGAAAUUGUUUGUCCAGAUGUUAGACAUUUUGGAGAAACCAUGCACAGGCAAGUUUUGUUAACAAUAACAAGAAUGCUAGCAAUUAUCAAUUUAGUUUGCGAGCGUCACUCCAUAAAGUAUUGGCUUUUAGCUGGAACUUUACUUGGAUCUUAUCGAAGUAACAAGCUUAUUCAUUGGGACGACGAUGCAGAUAUAGGAAUGUUGCUUGAAGAUUAUCAACAAUUUUUGAAACAUGUUCGCAAUGAAUUACCUGAAGAUUUAUAUUUUCAAGAUGGAUCUGAUGAUAUUCAUUUUAGAAGCACAAAAUUUGUUAAUGCAAAAAUUAGAGAUCGAAACAGUUGCUACGGGUAUUGCAUUAGAAAAGGAUGCCAGUGGCACGAUGGAAUUCAAAUUGACAUUUUCGUUUUUUUAAAAAAACAAGAUAAUUCAGACGUAAUAACAAGUACUUUUCCUCGAUUUGAAUUUAACUCCAAAAAUAUUUUUCCGAUUAAAAAAACGUUUGUAGAUGGAGUGUUACUCUCAGUCCCAGCAGAAAGCCACAAAAUUUUAUUAUUUUUGUACGGAUCUGACUAUUUGAAACCGAUUUCUAAUGCGUGCCCGUCCGGAAGAAUUCCAUUUCCAUGGUACAGCUGCGAAUAUCUAGGUAGUUUAUCUUUGAACGAUCGAAUAAAAAUUCUUAAAGAAUCAGAAAUUCAUUCAAACUUUUUAUUUCAGUACAUAUAAUGACUUUUUAAAAGUUUUUUUAAAAUUUGUGCAUUAAAUUACAUAAUUGAACUAAUUUUAAUUUUUGUUUUAUCCACUAAAAUCAAAUAUAUUUCAUAUUAGCAUGAAACAUUUCAAGGACAUUUACAAUAGUACAAGUACUAAUAUAAAGUAAAUACCUAAAAAUAUAACAUAUCAAUACAAACAAUGAUGAAAAUAGCAAUAACAGUACGAUAUCAAUAAUUGUAAUAAUAAGGAAAACUAUUGUUAGAAUAAAUGUCAAUGAAAUUGCUAUUCGAGGAGUGAUUCAUAAAUUAGUAAUUUUGCAAGCUAAAUUAAAAAAGGCAAUUAGA
Messenger RNA from Hydra vulgaris (swiftwater hydra), 1308 nucleotides. The record is from RefSeq and is a predicted model, not a curated record. Lineage: Eukaryota; Metazoa; Cnidaria; Hydrozoa; Anthoathecata; Hydridae.